AUGGAGAACCAGGAGUUCUCGGUUACACCAGCUAUGUCCGAGGAGGGUGACACACCAGCAGAUAGAGCCGCUUAUCCUAAAAGCGGCCAGAAGUCCCUAGUACGCAGGAUCCUCUACGAGCACAAGCUGGAGGAGCCGGAGGAGCUCGGGGAACCCGAGGAGUCAGAGCAGGGAGACGCGUUCCCCGAGUCUGACGCCUUCCCCGAGAUCCAGGAGCCCCCCAAGUCCCAGGACUCCUAUGAGACCUACCGGCCCCGCGAGGUCCAGGAGUACUAUGAGUCCCAAGAGAUCUGCACCCCCGAGGACUCCAGCGAACCCUACGACGACGAGGCCGGAAAUCGUCGUGCUCCCUUUGAGCUUCUCGCGUCCAGCAAGCCCAGCUAUCUCCCUGACCAGCGCUGCAAGCCCCAAAGGCCCCACGCUCGUUCCCGCCGGCCCCACAAGACCCUAGAAGCAGAAUUGCUCCCAGGCAUCGCUGCGGUGGUCUCCCCAUCUCUGAUGACUUGCUUUCCGCGGCGGAUUCCUCUAGCCUCCUUGAGCGGAUUGUUAAGGAGAGAUAAUGCCUUCCUGCAGAGCCUUCAGAACCGGCUAUGGAAAAGAAUUCAAGAGCUUUCUAGGCCUAAAAAAGAUUGGGGAGUCCCAGAUAGAAAAUUGUUCUGGGGUAAUCAAGAUCCUAUUCGCCCGGUUUCCCAGAAGGCUUUGAGGGUUCAGCUGACCAAAAGACUUGACAACCUUGCCCAACCCAAGGAAGUCUCCUACCGAUAUGUACCCAACAGGGCUCAAUAUUAUUAUGGCUGUGGUAGAGAAUCUGUCAUCUGGGAGAUCCCUUCUCCAGCACUGCUCAGUCGACCCUCUAAAAGGAUCCAGCAACUGGCACAGCCCAACAGAUUCAAGAUAGACCGUAAAAUAGCGAGGGCCUUGAGUAAUUAUUCAACAAGAGGUUCUUUACAAAUAGCUGAUCCUUCUCCCCGGAUAUUACGACUCUCAUUAGCUAAAGAGAUAGAUCCAGACUAUGUUCCUCCAAAAAAUAUUGACACCAAGAUUCCGUUUUCUACCCUGAAUGCUAUUGCAACUCCAAGAACUAUAGACCUUGCCCAUCCAAGGAUGAAGAUAGAGGGUCUGUGCUAUGAAAGAGAAAAAAAUGAAAGGCCCAUCCGACCUAUAUCCCAUGCUGCCUUGCUAGCCAAACCUAGCCCUCGAGUAAUAACUCUAGCUCAGGCGAAACCUCUUCAUCAAGACUUUUUACCUGCCCGUGAUCCCUACUGGCCAGUAUCUCAUGCUGCUCUGCAUUCCAAAGUAUCUCACAGGGUUCAAGAACUUGCUAAUCCAAGUAGAAGGGCUCCUCUGCGUAUUGUAUAUUAUGAUCCAGAAGUCUUUAAAGUCAAGCCAGCUGCUUUGAAAGCACAGUGUUCUCCAAGGAUCCUCCAGUUGGCAGAACCUGUUACACGUUAA
Condylura cristata (star-nosed mole) is the source of this 1452-nucleotide messenger RNA. It is a transcript of the gene SPMAP2L, whose product is annotated as theg spermatid protein-like. The record is from RefSeq and is a predicted model, not a curated record. The transcript has 9 exons. The coding region runs from base 1 to 1452 and encodes 483 amino acids. Lineage: Eukaryota; Metazoa; Chordata; Mammalia; Eulipotyphla; Talpidae.